Molecule: messenger RNA, 1621 nt
Organism: Priapulus caudatus
Lineage: Eukaryota; Metazoa; Priapulida; Priapulimorpha; Priapulimorphida; Priapulidae
Product: endoplasmic reticulum lectin 1-like
Exons: 14
Coding region: 56-1435 (459 amino acids)
Biological process (GO): retrograde protein transport, ER to cytosol; endoplasmic reticulum unfolded protein response
Cellular component (GO): endoplasmic reticulum lumen
Source: RefSeq, a predicted model, not a curated record
GUGACGUAGAUGUGGCAGAUAUCAGCGCCAAUAUGAAAUAUUACGUUUAAUCGACAUGUUAUUUGUACAGAUCAUUCAAUGCUUUUGCUGUGUUUUGUUUUGUUAUGUACUAUGUGUAACGGGCACAUUCAAGCAGUUCGAUGACACCAUAUUAUAUCGCCCUGUUUGGCCUGGGCCUUUCCAGGAGCGUGUAAACCAGUUGCACGUUAGCGGUGAUCUGGACCCAGAUAAAAUAGUGCUUAUUUCCACACCAGACAACGAGAAAUACCAUUGUAUCAUACCAGAGGUACCUGAAAAAAAAGAUGAUGAGAAAGAUAAUGUUGGUCACACGAGCUAUGAAGGAAAGACACUUGCUGAGAUGAUGGAAGAAUUGAUAAUUGCAAAUGCAUGCUCUUACAGGCUGGAACAGUAUUGGACAUAUGAGCUUUGUCAUGGUUUAUAUUUACGGCAAUAUCAUGAAGAAAAAGAAGAUGGCAAGAAAACACACCUGCAGGAGUACAUCUUGGGUAGAUUUUCUGAUAAGAAGUAUAAAGACUUGUUUCCAGAGAUGGAAAAGCCCAAGUCGAGGAAGAUAUUAAAGGCUGAAACAAAAUAUCUGUUUAUGAACAUGACAGACGGCACUAAAUGUGAUCUAACAGACAAGUUAAGAACUACGCUUGUCUACUAUAUAUGCAAAGAGAAAGGUAGGAAUGAAAUUGCUCAUUUUAAGGAAACCUCCACAUGUGAAUACGAAGUUGUCAUUGCCACAUCUUUUCUCUGCGAACAUCCUUACUUCAGGAAGGCAAAGGAUCCAGUGCACGAAAUAGAGUGCCUAGCCAUGGAGAACAGUCCAGUAAUACCAAAAAGUCUGAAACUGCAGAAUGAAAUGGCAGCAAAAUCAACUUCACAGUACAAUAAACAGACUUCGUUGCCCAGGAUGCAUGGGAAAUCACAGGUUGUCGAGGUGGCUCCUCAAAUUCAUACAAUUCCCACUGAUCAGGAUCUCAUCCGGAAUUUCCUCAGUGGGGCACACUGCCUCACAGGAGGACGGGGUUGGUGGAAGUACGAAUUUUGCUAUGGCAAACAUGUCUACCAAUUUCACCAAGACAAAAAUCAGGAUAGAACUAACAUUCUACUAGGGACAUGGAACAUGGAGAGCCACGUUAAUUGGCUAGAUGCUUUUCCCCAGAAGAAGAUAGUGUCGGGUACAAAACCAAAAUAUGUUUCCCAUUAUUUCUCAAGUGGUGACAUCUGUGAUAUUAGUGGCAAAGCCAGAGCAGUGGAAGUCAAGCUAAAGUGCAAAGAUACAGUCUCUCAGUCUCCAGAUUACGUUAGCCUUUAUCUGCUGGAACCACGGCCAUGCGAAUAUAUUCUUGGGGUGGAAUCACCUAUCAUUUGCCCUCUCUUGGAAAAAGCAGACAACUAUGGUAUUUUUCCCAUCGAUUCAGAGGAGUAAGCAUGUCUCGUUGAGUGGGCUGUGCAUAGCAUUUGCCAAAUGAUCGAUUAUUGGGUUGAAGCUCCGAAGAAUGACACAGUGAGUCUAUUAUGCAAUUGAUUUACAUUUAUACACGAACAUUCAUGUAUGUAUAUAGACAUGAUUGAAUAAAUUUCCACUGAGGACUUGCCAUUGCCUAAAAUAGCA